Molecule: messenger RNA, 1470 nt
Organism: Aspergillus japonicus CBS 114.51
Lineage: Eukaryota; Fungi; Ascomycota; Eurotiomycetes; Eurotiales; Aspergillaceae
Exons: 2
Coding region: 251-1294 (347 amino acids)
Source: RefSeq, a predicted model, not a curated record
CACCGUCCUAGGAAAGCCACCCGACUCGCUGACUACUCUAACCAUCACUGCCAUAUCCUCUUCCCGAUGUGAAACCAUUCGAUGAUUGAUAGUCGAUAAUAUAUUCUGUAUGGUGACAGCAGACUGAUGGUCAUAUGACGAGGAUCCUACCCCACACAAAGGUUGAUCCGCCAAAGCCGUCUUUCGAGCGCAGUUCACCUGAACACAUGCCCCCUUCUAGAGCGGGACACCGCCUCACACAGUCGUAGUCAUGGGAUGCUCUGAUUGCUUGAGGAUAUUCAAACCCAAGAGGGCCGGGCCUAAAGUGCAUAGGGAGAAGAAGAAACCCGAAGAAGGGCCUACCUCAUCUGCCACAGCACUGCCCCCCUCGUCCGAAGUCGAUCUCCAAACCGAAACUUGCCAAACAGGUCACUCGAGUAUUUUGCAACCUACUUCAGACAUUGAAUCAAAUGAUAAAGAUGCAUCAACCAGCAUCGAUGAGUCAAUCAGCCCUCCGCCCCCACCGAAAAGCGAAGCAAGGGAAAACGACCCAGUCCGCGAAUAUCCCGAUGAUACCGGCUCUGAAGAUCUAUGGCAAAAAAGCUUUGAUACUUUGUCAGAAGAAGAACAAGAUCUACUCAGAGAGCUUCUAGAUGGAAAGCCGGCCGCGACCGCGUCGGACACAGGGGCCACCGCACCCUUUAGCUCUAGUGACACGAACGCCCAGGAGAUCAUUGAAAUCACUCGGGAGAGACAGAAGCAGUGGGAAAGCCGAACAUACCAAAUCAAGAUUCACGGGCACAAGAUCGUCCCCCGGAAAUACACGGGGCGCAUCAUCGACUGCCUGACCACGGUCGGCGAUAUCGGGGUUCAAUUCCUGCCCCAGCCAGCAAGCAUAGUCUGGCCCGUGGUGAAAGGCGUCAUGCAGGUUCCGGUCAAUGCAGAGGCCGAAACGGCCGCUGCGAUCAUGACGGCAGACAUUCUGAUUCGAAUCAUCACUUACAGGAAAGUAUACGAGGAAACUUAUCGCGGAAAGCUCGAGUCCAAGCUGUGGGGCUUGCUCCAGUCGGCUCUCGUCAAUCUAUACGUCGCAGCAUUGGAGUUGGUGGCAUUUGCCCUAAAGCAGUUCUCGCAGCAUACCGCUUGGCAGCUGGUUCGAGCCCUCCUGAGCCCUCAGGCGGAUCAGAGCCAGGUUUCGGGUCUGCGGAGUCGGCAGUCUGAGCUGAUUGAGGCUGUUGAUUCGUGUCAGAGUAAAGUUGCCAGCCAAAUGAGCGAUGGUAUUCUUAACCUACUCAAGAAGAUUCGCGAAGCUUGACGAUGGAGUUGAGGUAAAUGAGGAAUGGUUGAGAUCGGCUCCUUGGGGACGCAGAAACGAAUCUCAAGUGGCAGAAGAUAAAGAGGAGGUGAUGAGGCUUUUGGUGGAGAGACAGGGCAAGACACUUCACUCAGAAGAGCCCGUUUAGUUUCAGUAUGCUGUCUGAUUAUUCUAAA